Molecule: messenger RNA, 1352 nt
Organism: Mycena citricolor
Lineage: Eukaryota; Fungi; Basidiomycota; Agaricomycetes; Agaricales; Mycenaceae
Source: the annotation of a GenBank genome assembly
GCGGUGUCGGAGAACGCACACGUGACACCACUUGCAGCCUCACCUCGUCUCAACGACCAGCCGUUGUACUUGGAGGCUGUGCGUGCAGCGAUGGGCGCUGCGACGAUAUUUCUUCGAUGCACAUUGCAUCGAGGUCAUCUCAGUUGCGCGCUGGUGUCCGGUUGCAGAUCCGAAUUCCUCGUGCAAACCCUAUAAUUGGAAGUCACAAAUACACCAUUCGGUCCAAAAGUGGAUGAUGCUGUACGGAUGACACCAGUCUUCAUUAGUGUCUGAGUCAUUUCUCUCUUCACUGUUCUUCUCCCUUGACAUCUCGGUUGAGCGCCAGGCGCUGAUACCAUCCCUAGUCAGAACCCCCAAUGGCGAGCAUUUCGUCUUAUCACGACCGUAAGGCUGUGAAGGCUAUACGAAGCCCGGCCGCUUUCGAGGAAGAUCUUCACAAGCGCUGAUUGUGCAGCCCUUGUGGUUAUCAGUCACGCUCCCGGAGCCGAGCGCUGAAUGGGGCUGUGCAUGAUGCGUGGGCUUAGGAAGCUCUCCUGGACGCAGUCAAACACUGUUGGCGGUCUCCGAUGAAGGUCAAACAGCGACAAUGGCGGUAAUGACACGCCGACUGAUAUGGCUGGCUCUGUCGCCGUGCUGUGGACACGGAUGGCUAGAACCAUUGCUGCUUUGUCGGGUGAAACAUCACCUCAAAUCUGGCUCCUCGAACCAUACAACACUUCCGUCCAUGCCUGCCAGCCCGGAGUCGUCUCCAACCACCACCAAGAAAUCAAACCCGUUUACAAAGCGGCGGAGAGCUUACAUGGCAUGCACAAAUUGCAGGCAGAGGAAAAUCAAGUGCAUCACAUCAUCCGAGGGCGACUCCCGUCCGUGCACUCGAUGCGCGAAGCGCAAGCUCCACUGCGAAUACGUUGCCGUGCCCGAAGAGCUGGCGUACCAGCACGAGCAGUCGCACUCGCCAGAACCUGGGUCUUCGCUGAGCUCCCAAUAUCCUGAAACUGACGGCCGGUGGCCAUCUCAAUCGAUCACGCCGCCCUCCGCUGGCCUAAGAGCCGCGGCGGAGCAACGUAGUUUGGGGGUGUCUGAACCGUCUUACCCACGCCCCGGCUUUCCUGGUCAUCCGCAGUACAGCCUGUUUGCUGCGCAGCAAGCGCAGGCUGUGGCAGGCGGGUUGCCUGGCCCACACACCGGUCAAAGUUAUCCGUACACAGAUUACUACGACCGGGCAGGAUAUCCGCAGCAGUAUGUUAGUUGUGUCUGUCCUCCAUCCGGUGCUUGUUAUUGCGGUGGAAGAUACCAUCAGCAGCCAUAGGACUCUCUAUUUGACCCUCGAUGAGCAAGUGAUCGCUCGUUUU